Messenger RNA from Procambarus clarkii (red swamp crayfish), 5150 nucleotides. Lineage: Eukaryota; Metazoa; Arthropoda; Malacostraca; Decapoda; Cambaridae. The record is from RefSeq and is a predicted model, not a curated record.
CAGAUGGGGGUGGCGGAGGAAGCGGCACUAGCAGCGGAGGGAGCGGCUCCCGGGAGGUCCACAAGAACGGCUGGCUCAAGCGGAUGCCCACCCAGGAGCGUCGACUCUCAGUCAUGGCACCCUUCGCUAAGGGACAGUGGUGCUCCUAGGACAAAUCUGAAUUAUAGCAGAUAGUAACCAGUCAAGUAACCAGGAAACUUUUACAUCAUUAGGAGGACUAAGUAGGACCUCUCUGCAACUCUUCACGAUUGAGGUAAGUGUCGGUCCUUGCAUGCGGGCCAUUUAAUUUAGUAAUUCCAGUGUUAGUAUAUUUUAUUAACUAGUGCACAAUGGAGAGAGUAGUAGAAGAAUUGAUGGUUGCACCUUCUCUAGAAGGAAUUCGAACUCUCAAGAAGUCAGCUUUAGUGUUCAUGGGACAGUAUUGGCUAGAGGUUUGUUUCUUAUAGCAUGGGAAAGCCCUAGCAAUUAAAGCAAUUAUUGUAAACUUGGUAGAUAGAGGACGACGAGGUUGAAAAGGCUGUUUUAGAACAAUUGUCAGUAGGGUCAGGUGACCAAAUUGCUUUAAAGCGUUUAGAGCUACAAGCUCAGAGGUUUACCUUUGGCAGAGAAAGAGUUACAGUUAGCAAAGUUCUUGGUGUAAACAGAACUAAGAGAGGUUCAGUUGGAGCUAGUUAGACUCUAGGCAGAAACACAAACAAAGCAGAAACAAAUAGAGAUGGAAGUUCAAGCAAUUCAGCGGAAGAAUCUAAACAGAUAGAAGCUAGGCAAUAGGCAGAAACAUACAAUUAGAGAUUCAGUAAUAAAUGGCCACUGAUCAAAUUAUGGUAGAAGAGUAGAGCACAGUAGCUGGUCAAGUGGGUAGUGAGACGUCAGAUGGAGCCACAAAUGGUUGUAGGGUAAAUAGAGGUUAUAUUUACCAAAUUUCUAUGAGAAAGGCCCUGAAAUUUUCUUCCAUCAUUUAUUCAAAAUUGCAACUCUUAUGAAUUAGCCAGAAAACCAGUGAGUAGCCAUCGUGCAACGUCAAUUUAAAGGCAAGGCCCAUACAAUUUUUGCUUCUUUACCUACAGCAGAGAGUUUUAAUUUUAGUUUGUAAGAGCAUUUUUACAAGGAUACAAAUUAACACUAGAGGUACACAGGUUAAAAGUUAAGGCAGUUGAAACAUAGUUAUGUCCAGAAUAUAACUGAUUUCACUGGAUUAAAAGUGCCCAUUUUGAGUGAUGACUUGCUUAAAGUUACUGAGUAUGAGUCCUUAAAAAAAAUCUGAUUUUAAUAGAGGAAGUUUUGUCAUGUCUGCCAGAGAUUAUUCAUCUACCUAGCUGAAAGGGCAAUUCUAAUAAUUUUGAAGAACUAGCUAGAAUAACAGACGAGCAUGAACUCCUUAAUAAAGUACUAUUUAAUGUCCAGUAUAAUAAUAAUUAUAAUAACUCUAAGUGAGUUAAUCUUUUCAGUCAAAACCCUUCUCGACUCCACAUUCCAUCCACAUGACCUCUAGAAAUUUCAGUAGGGAACAAAGCUUCUGGGUAAUCUUAUUAAUAAAUCUAAUGUGGGAACGGCCUGUUCAACCUCUGAUAAAAUUUACUUGCAUUGUAAGAGGUGAGAUCAGGUUGUAAAGUCUUGUUGGCAGCUGUACCCUGAAAUGAGGCCCAGGUCCUUUGUUAUAUGUAAAAGACUGGUGAUUAAUUCUUCCAAUCUUGUCAGUCAUACUCCAGUAUUGGCAGACUUCAAGCCCAUUAUGUCCACAGGAUACCUUUUGAGUAAUAAUGGUAUUUAAAAGUCAAUGGUAGCCAUAAGAAACACUGGUGCUUCUCAAACUAUAAUUUUGGACAUUGUACUAUCAGAUAAUAAGAUAGAUACUGGUGAGGUUAUUUAAUUCCGGGUAUUGCUGGUCCAGUUCAUCAGAUACUUCUGACUCAAGUUAAGUUGGGGAGUAAGUUCACCUUAGGUUUUUGUACCAUUGGUGUUAGUGCCCAGUUUCCUUAAUCCAGUGUUGAUGUGAUCAUGGGUAAUGAUCUUGCUGAUGGGCAAGUUGUUGGGAAGGAAUGGUAGCAGAACCUAAGAUUGCACUGGCACAGAAAGAUACAGAGGAUGGUGUUUUUCAUCCUGUAUGCACUGUGAUCAAACCAAUGGAUGGUAAGUCUAAGGGCAGUCUUGCUACUACCAAGGGAGGAGUGGGAGGUGGAUCUUUCAAAAGUAUUCCUGGCUAGCUUAGAUGAUGUGUGGAAUCUACUGCAGGGGCCCUGCCUGAACCUAGCAUAGGGGAAGGUGUUGGUGAGGUCAGAGUUCUAAUGACUUGCCCACUCACUCCGAGUUAGUAUAGUCACACCUUGAGUGAGUUAUAGAGGGCUGACACCAAUCUUUCCAAAUGUUGUGCAGAAGCCAUCUCUUCAAUAGAUGCACUGGAGGAAUCAACAGGAUACUAUUUCCAUGAUCAGGUUUUGAUAAGAAGAUGGAGACCCCCCAUGUGUCUUCCUCGUCAGGUGUCCAUGAGAUAGUUAACCAACUUGUUCUUCCUAGUGACUACUGUGAGAUAGUCCAGACAGAUGAACAUUGUUUAUCCUAAACCUCUAAAUAAGCAUUAGAGGUUUAAUCUUGUGGCUUGCACUGUUGUUUGUGCUACCAGGAGUGAGGAAGAUUUGGGCAUUGUGAAAUUGGUUAAACCUGAUCUGUUUACUUCUAGUUCGAUUGGGGAGAUGCUGUAUCAUUUACAGGGGGACCAGCGUGAUGAGGAACAGCGGCUCCUGGAGGAGUUUGGCAGCAUUUUUGGGAAAAUUCCUACCUAGACAAGUCUCAUCAGCCAUGAUGAUCAACUCACCAACCCCACACCUAUUCGACUUCAUAUCCACAGGGUGACCACAGGAAAAAGGGCCAUAAUAAGCAGCCAAGGGAGAGAAGGUGUGGGUGUCGUUCUGUGUCCAUGAUGAGGCAGAAGGUUGGCUUGAAUUCUACGAGAACCGCCGUUCAGCCUUCAGUCACAACCCCAUCCACCGGACGGCACUCUCCCGGUGCCUGCACGUCUCUCCCUCCAUUAGAGUCCAAGAGGACAAUGAACAUGUCUUUGCCAUCACUCUUGAAGGAGAGGUCAUCAAGUUGGGAGCUCAGAGCAGGGAGCAGAUGAUGGAGUGGAUUGAUGCCCUACGGUGCCGCCUGAGGGAGCUUGGUGUCCUCACCCCGAAAGAUAACCUCUACAGCAGGGAGCCAGAAACCCUCCGUUCUCCCUUGCUGAGGAAUCCCAACUCUCCCCUGCCCCCAACCCCCACUGCCUUCCAGUUCCCGCCACACGCCCUGGAGUUCAGAGACGAUGUGUCCAGCCUCCACUCGAUGCGUGUGGGUCUGAGUCCUGGUGGAAGCCUGACACUGUCCACGGCAUCAGGGCUGUCUGCCAUGUCUGCCUUGUCCUCCAUGCAAAGCCUUAACUCUGUGUCGUCUGGUUCCUCUGACCCCAACACCUCACCCUCCUCGGUUGUCACCUACGUCAGGCACCACCAUGAUCCUCCACUUAACAGGAGAUCAUCAUUCAGGGCAUCCCUACCCAGCUCUCCCACCACCCCCUCCAAUACCUCCGGUUCCCUCACCUUCCUCAGGUCUCCGCCCGGUCCACAGCUGACACCUGCCCGGGAACACGUCACAGUCAUCAACGUGCCGUCAACUUCCUCCUCUGUUUUCAACUUCGAGAGUGUGGGCGCGGCGCUGGAGUCCAGUGGCGGGAUGGCCAACUCCGAGCUGUACGGCGCUGUCUACCCGACCGACCCAUCCCUCGCCGACUCCACCGACACGCUUGAUUCUGGUGCUGACCAGUCCUACACCGCCAUUGCAGACCCCAACACUCUUCACCUGCGUGUUGGCAAUUCCCUGGGGGUGGGCGGUGGGCGGCCUCCCUUGCCCCCGGGCCAGAGGGCCACCGGCUACAGUGCCAGUGGGGCGUGUGGAGGUGCCACGGCAUAUGGUGGUGCCGAGGGUGCCAGCGGCAGCAGUGUCGCAGGUGGUAGCUGGUCUAACGUCAACAUGGUGGAUGAAGAAUCGUACGAGCCACUAUUCCUGGCGAGCGGUGUGGGCGCCACAUCCUCACCGCCACCAGUGCCACAGGCACCACAGACAGGACUUCUACGACGGCGCUCCGAACACCGACGAUCUGGGCGUCGGGAACAUGGGCGGCGAGCUGCUUCAGUCGGUCCCUCCAUCACCCCCAAGCAGCCCCAGCCGCAGCCGCAGCAGCAGUACCAGGUGGGACAGGACGGAAGACUCAUGAGUCUGAGAGAGCAACAAGUUGUGAGGCUGCAGAGAGAGAUCGCUCACCAGGCCGGCGUCAGACUCUCCCUACGCAAGAAAGACUGCCUCAACUCCAUCGCCUUUGUCAACAUAUUCAACCAUGUGUACGUGGCUGGUUGGAAGCAGCGAGAACACCCAUACUUACAUAACACAUUCCAUAUUGGUGACCGCCUGGUGAGUGUGUGUGGCGUACCCAUCUCUACGGCAGCUGAGGUCAACAACAUAAUUAAGAAUGAGCCCACAGCUAUGGUGGAGUUCAUCAUCAGGCGUGUGCCCCACGGGAAGGUGUUCGCACUGAAGAGGGAAACGGAAGGCCAACCUCUGGGUGUGAUUCGGGAAGGCAACACUGCUCAGAUCAAGGAGAUUGUUGCCGGAGGUCUGGCAGCCCUACACGGAGUGCCACCCAAGGCCCAGACUAUGGACUCCCUGUCUCUCUGCUCCUGGGUUCUCACCGAGAUCAACCACCGACCGCUCAACCUAUUUUUCAAGCACAUGGAAAUUGCUGAUCGUCUUAAUGCAGUCGGACGAGAUAUCUCCAUUCUCGUUCAGCCGAUGGACCUAGUCAAAGCAUUGAAGAAGGGCUUAAAGGCUCUUAAAGGCUAUAAGGAUUACAUAGUUAUGUGAAACCUUAACUAAGUCAUAAGUGAACAUUUUUGUUAGCAAACCAUGUUAUCUGAUGGCACUAAAACUGCUGUGUUGACCCUCGAGCAAAGACACCUUAUGCUAGCCAACAUUGGAAUGUCCAGCCAGGUUACAGCAAGAUGUGCUGGGGUGUGUGGCAGCUGGAUUACUGCAAGAUGUGCUGGGGUGUGUGGCAGCUGGAUUACUGCAAGAUGUGCUGGGGUGUGUGGCAGCUGGAUUACUGCAAAAUGUGCUGGGGUGUG